GGAGCCUUGCACCACACCAAGGCACACAGGAGGUGGGACAGCCCUGAAGGAACACCUGAGCUCUGAAGAGACAUCUCUUGAAGUAAGGGGUGAGCAGCACCUCAUGGGAGACGGAAUCAGUGGAACACCCGACAACAACCUGCUGUCGCUCCUCCUCUCCUCGCAACCGACUCUCACCCCCCUUCCUCCUCCUCCUCCUCCUCCUCCUCCAUCCUCUCUCCCUCUCUCAUUUGAUCCCAUCCCUCACUCCCUGCACCAGAGAGGGAGAGCGUGCACAGAGAGAAGAGCGUGGGAGCCAUCCAAGACGUAGGGACGAAGACUAAAAGGCACGAGAGAGUGUGAAUCCACUAUGGCGCUGUCUUGGUGUCUUGGUGCAGCUUUGGCACUGGUAUGUGGAUCUUUGUGGCCCCAGGUGCACUCAGGUGUGGCACCUGAGAAUGAGGUGCCACUUCGCCCAACUACGUGGUUACCAGAAGGAAAGAUCACCUCUGUAACCCUACCUAAAGGACGAACUCGCAGGUUAUACUUCACGCUGAAGAAGAAAGCUCCGGGGAUGUCGGUGACAGUCAGCCCCUGUGACCUUCCCAUUGAAUGGACCUUGGCUGCUCGCACCCUGAAGGACAAACCCCUCAAAAACAUGCAAUGGAGUACUAAAAAGAGCAUGCCUGAGGUGUGGUGGCGAGGUCCUGGGACAGAGGAGAAAAUACACAGCAAUACUGGCAAUGCAGUGGAAAGCUACAGUGGUCCGUCCUAUCCCAGUGCUUCCAUCUACAUCCUAAGGCUACGCUCCAAACAGCAGAACACCAGAGCUACAGUGUACCUUCAUGAAGGCCUGGGACCUUCAGGCAUCUUCCCUCUGCUCCCAGCUGACCCGCAAGUUCACACAUUAGGUGUAGGCAUGACCAGCGUCACCCUCAGCUGGGCACCCAGUGCCUCCAUAACGAGCCUCCCACAUACACAGACCAGUUAUGAAUACUGUGUCCUUGUCAACUCACAGGAAAACUACCCCAGCCUUUGUGCUGCACAGAAGAGUAUGAGGAAUGAGAAAGACCAAAAACAAGAAAAGAAGGACAGACGGAGCAGGGUGACGGUCUGGCCCAUUUUGAAAGAGUGGUGGUGGCAGCAGUGGGACACUUAUCCUGAAAGUCCUCAAAGUCCACCAGCUUCCCUCACUGAUGAGUAUGAAGACCUCCAAUGUGUGUGUCAGGGGACAGAAAGUGUUUGCACCGUCUCAGAGCUCCUGCCUGAGACCCAGUAUUACUUUGAUGUCUUUGUGGUCGACAGGCUGAAUGGGACCAGCAUGGCAUACAAGGGGACACUUGCUCGGACACAUGAGGAGGCUCGACCUGCUAUUACCGCCCUUAGAGAAGGAGAGCUGAGGUGGGUGACCUUCCAAGACAGAGGCUUCAGCUCGGAGCAGUUCUUCAGUUUCCGUCCUCGGGGUUGGCAACAGAGUGGCCUCCUCACCUUGCAGAGCUGUGGGGAAGGUGAAAAGGUCAAGGUGACUGUAUCUAGUAAAGGUCAGGUCUUGACCUCUCAGGCUGUUGGGCGAGAAUUAGUGCACAUAUGGCUCCAGGGAAGUACUUCCUAUCUCAUCCACCUGGAGAGAGAAGGAACUGCCAUGGACCACACGUCUGCUGUUACAGACCCAUCGCUACCAGAAGGUCUGACAGCUUCAGUCAAAAUGCAGACCUCAUCAGCUUACCACCGCAGAGGAGUCCCAUCUCUGCCCUCCACCUUACAGAUAAAAUCCUUCAACCGAUUGCGUGGUUGCAAUAGUGUCACACUAGCGUGGAUGGGAACAGAGGAAAGAAGCCUUUACUGUGUGUACCGCAGAAAGCUUGGAAGCCGUGAAGCAGAAGCUGGCGGAGCAUCAGCUCUAACUGCACCCUGUCUGGGGCCAGAGUCCCGCUCUGACACCGAGAGAGUUCUCUGCAAGUAUUUCCAAGAGCUGAAUCCUCGGCGGGCCGUCACUACAGCUGUGAUUGGGGGCCUGGAGCCAGGAAUGGCCUAUGUGUUUGAUGUCUAUCUAAUGAGACGCUGGGGGAUCCCUAUCAAGUAUACCAGCAAGAUGGUGAAGACUAGAAAGGAAUGCUGAGCUGCUGCCCCCUACAGGAGGUUUUUAAACUGUCUCAGUUAAGGGACAAAUGCAUCAGCCACGGGCAUGCUAUAAAGACUGUCCAAGAGAACGAAGCCAUUUGACUGUUGUAGAGAGACUGUUACCAUAACAAGGAAAUAUUCCCUCUGGAGGAGCAAUGGUUACAUUCAAGAUCUCCACUUACAAGAUCUGUGCAAGUGGAUAGAAAGCAUAUGAGAAGGAUCUGCACACCAGCAAAAGUUCAUAACAUUUACAAUACAGUUCCUGUGCUUUUGUCAUUUUUUCCAUUGUUGAUCAUAAUAAUAAUGUGCCAGUUGUCCAAGUGCUUAUUUUGUGUCAGAAUACAAAGAACGGAUGAGGUUUGUGACGACAAAAGUCAAGACAAAAACAACAACAGAGACUGUGCCAAAUAUGCAACAGAAGCAGAUGGGGCAAUAAUUAGAUAACAUCUGAGACGCGGGGGUUGUAGUAUAUAUCUCCAGUGCUGCAUAUUGUACAGGCUUAUAAACACAGAUGGGUGCAAUCUACAGAUGCUAAGUUCAAAGUCAGUGUGUAUCUUUGUGUUCUGCUCUCGCAUGAAGCAGUGAAAAUACUUAGUGACUUGCCUCAUUGUCUUUGAUGUAUUCUUGUGCUGCUUCAAACUCAUUAAUAAAUACUUGG
Molecule: messenger RNA, 2758 nt
Organism: Oreochromis aureus
Lineage: Eukaryota; Metazoa; Chordata; Actinopteri; Cichliformes; Cichlidae
Gene: ndnfl
Product: neuron-derived neurotrophic factor, like
Exons: 4
Coding region: 350-2098 (582 amino acids)
Biological process (GO): extracellular matrix organization
Molecular function (GO): protein binding
Source: RefSeq, a predicted model, not a curated record